AUGAGAUCCAUCAGGUCCACCGUGUCCCGAGAAGGCAUAUCGCCUGUGCGCUCUCCUGACCUAGCAUCAUCACAAGAGAAAAACCCCCAGGAUACUUCGAUUUUGCCCACCUUUGCCAAGCAUCACCCGAGUCGCUAUGUGUUGGGUCUUUUCCGGGUGGAUAGUGCAGGAGAGAGUGGACGAACUGGCAUCCACCCGGUCCAUUUCUUCAGGGUGUGCUUCAGGAGUAUCUGUACGGCGUCAAUGAUUGUCAAUAUCCUCUGGCCAUUCGUUCCUGCAGCGAUUGUCAUGCAUUUUGCACGCCCCGAUCUUCAUGUCUGGGUCUUCAGUCUCAAUUAUAUUGCCAUGGUGCCCUCCGCGAAUGUGCUCGGAUUUGCCGGCGGAGAGUUGGCGAAGAAACUGCCAAAAGUCCUGGGGGUCUUGCUAGAGACAACAUUGAGUGCCGUGGUCGAAAUCGUCCUGUUUAUGGUCUUGCUCCACAAUGAUCAUAAUGGACACUUGAUUCCUGUUAUACAAGCCGCGAUUCUGGGGUCCAUCUUGGCCAACUUGCUCCUGUGCUUGGGAACAUGCUUCUUCGUUGGUGGUCUGAAGCGAAGCGAGCAGGUGUUCCACGAGGCCGUGAGUGAAGUGGGCACUGGCCUUUUGCUGGUGGCAGGUUUCGGUCUACUGAUCCCCAGUGCCUUCUAUUCCGCUUUGAAAGGAUCUGUAAACGAGGAGUUUACGUUGGAGAUGCUGGGUGAUUAUGCCCUGACGAUCAGUCGUGCCACCGCCGUCAUUCUUCUUAUCGCAUUCAUAGUGUAUCUUGUUUUUAACCUGCAUAGCCACAAUUCGAUUUUCGACGAGAUUCUGGCGAAAGACGAGGCACAAGAUGAGGACCGCGACCAAGAGCGCCAGAGAGCUAAGCUUACCUUUUUGGAAUGCUUGGUGGCCAUCGCGAUUUCUCUGACAUUUGUUUGCAUGUCGGCCGUCUUUCUCGUACAGGAGAUCGAAUACAUCGUGGAACGAGGUGUCUCGGAUAAUUUCAUGGGUUUGAUCCUUGUUCCUCUGGUCGAGAAGGCGGCGGAACACCUGACAGCUGUUGACGAGGCCUGGGAUAAUCAGAUCAACUUUGCGCUAUUCCACUGCUUGGGGCCAUCUAUCCAAACGGCGCUUCUCAACGCUCCGCUUGCUGUCCUCGUGGGAUGGGGAUUGGACAAGGAUAUGAGUCUGAAUUUCGAGAUUUUCAUGGUGGUCCUACUCGUCCUGUCAAUCCUGGUUGUUGGGAACUUCCUACGCGAUGGCAAGUCCAACUAUCUUGAAGGAUCGCUGUGCGUCCUCGUUUACUUCAUUAUCGCCGUUACGUCGUGGUACUAUCCCAAAGUCGAUGUAGCGUCAACCAACUCAGCUUGA
This is a messenger RNA of Penicillium macrosclerotiorum, 1389 nucleotides long. Its product is annotated as hydrogen/calcium exchanger domain-containing protein. Gene Ontology annotation, biological process: calcium ion transmembrane transport; intracellular calcium ion homeostasis. Gene Ontology annotation, cellular component: fungal-type vacuole membrane. The record is from RefSeq and is a predicted model, not a curated record. Gene Ontology annotation, molecular function: calcium:proton antiporter activity. The coding region runs from base 1 to 1389 and encodes 462 amino acids. NCBI's taxonomy places the organism in Eukaryota, Fungi, Ascomycota, Eurotiomycetes, Eurotiales, Aspergillaceae. The transcript is spliced from 2 exons.